This is a messenger RNA of Sinocyclocheilus grahami, 3630 nucleotides long. It is a transcript of the gene itga7, whose product is annotated as integrin, alpha 7. Gene Ontology annotation, molecular function: integrin binding. The transcript is spliced from 25 exons. NCBI's taxonomy places the organism in Eukaryota, Metazoa, Chordata, Actinopteri, Cypriniformes, Cyprinidae. Bases 137 to 3430 code for a protein of 1097 amino acids. The record is from RefSeq and is a predicted model, not a curated record. Gene Ontology annotation, cellular component: external side of plasma membrane; integrin complex. Gene Ontology annotation, biological process: cell-matrix adhesion; cell-cell adhesion; leukocyte migration.
UUCCUGCCUGGAGCCCAGCUCAGACUGGCAGCAGCAAGCAGACACUGAUCAUUUCAUAGAAACUUCUAGUGUCUUGUGUUCAUGAUCAGCAGUUGCUCCAGGACUGUGGUGUUUAUCAGAGCCGCUGAACUUUGUCAUGUCUCUGUGGCGCACACAGCGGAGGUGCACGGCUGGACUCUGCUGCCUCCUGCUCGCUCUCUGCUCCUGGAGCUCAGCGUUUAACCUGGACACAACAACAAUCCUCAUCAAGGAGGGUGAGGAGGGAAGCUUCUUCGGCUUCUCUUUGGCUUUACACCAGCAGCUCACACCUGAACCUCACAGCUGGAUAUUGGUUGGGGCUCCUCAGUCCCGGGGCACAGGAACUUUGUGGAGCAGCCGUCCCGGUGCACUGUAUCGCUGUCCGGUUACCCCGGAGAAGUGUGAACGAGUGGACAUCGAUGGGCAUGUGAAUCUGGAACGAGAGAGCAAAGACAACCAGUGGUUGGGUGUCACAGUCAAAAGUCAAGGAAUUGGUGGAAAAGUAGUGACAUGCGCUCACCUCUAUGAGCUCAGACAACACGUCAACCAAACCUUUGAGACUCGUGACCCGAUCGGACGCUGUUAUGUGCUGAGUGAAGAUUUGACCGAGAGAGAUGAUCUGGAUGGAGGAGAGUGGAAGUUUUGUGAAGGUCGUUCUCAAGGACAUGAGCAGUUUGGAUUCUGCCAGCAGGGCCUGUCAGCUAGUUUCACACCUGACAAAAACUACAUCCUCUUUGGGGCUCCGGGGACCUACAACUGGAAAGGGCUGUUAUUUAUGGCCAAUCCCGUUGAGGAUGCUCUGGUCUACAAAACACUGGAACCAUCCAAAAGCUCAUUUGAGGACGUCGCUCAGAACAGUUACCUGGGUUUCUCUGUGGAUUCAGCCAGAGGUAUUAUGAGUAAAUCUGAGCUGACGUUUGUUGCUGGAGCUCCUCGAGCCAAACACACAGGAGCCGUGGUUCUGCUACGGAAGGACAAUGUCUACCGGCUGAUGCCUGAUCACAUUCUGUGGGGUGAGGAACUGGCCUCCUCCUUCGGUUAUUCUGUGGCCGUAGCUGAUCUGAACAGUGAUGGUUGGACAGAUCUUGUAGUGGGAGCUCCGAAUUUCUUUGACCGAAAGGCAGAGAUUGGAGGUGCUGUGUAUGUGUACCUGAACCCAGCCAGCCACUGGGAAAAGGCACGACCGAUCCGGCUCAAUGGAACAUACGACUCUAUGUUUGGGAUGACUGUCAGUAGUGCUGGAGAUCUGGACCAGGAUGGUUAUGAAGACAUUGCUGUUGGAGCCCCAUUUGAUGGAGAUGGGAAAGUUUUUAUUUACCGUGGCUCUUCAUCUGGCAUUGAUACCAAACCCUCUCAGGUUCUGGAUGGGCUUAAUGCAGGAGUCAAGCAGCUGGGCUAUUCCAUAUCUGGAGGGCUAGAUGUUGAUGGGAAUUUUUAUCCAGAUCUAGCUAUUGGCUCUCUCAGCGAUCAGGUUGUGCUUUAUAGGUCAUGUCCAGUGGUCCACGUGAUCCGAGACAUUUCCAUUGAGCCUCAGUAUAUUGAUCUGACACAGCACAGCUGCCAGGGCCAAGAUGGUGUUUGUGUGGAUGUGAAGGCCUGCUACACGUACACUGCUUAUCCAGACUCCUACUCACCACAUAUCACACUUGGUGUACAUUUUGAGGCAGACAUAGAGCGCAGGAAGUUGAGUCUUCCUCACAGAGUUCAGUUCCUGGGCCGCAGUUUAUCAGAGCCAGAGUACGUUCAUUCUGUGGAAGUGGAGCUACAUGGACAAAAACAUCCUGACUGCCAAACAGUGACUUUUGUUGUACAGGAAAACAUUCAGGACAAGCUGCGGCCCGUCUCUCUGGCUAUCACACACACUAUACGGAGAAGCAGGCAUCACCACCAAAUGGGGCAUAAACACCAUAACCAGCUGAGCCCUGUACUAAGCCUCAGUCCCUCAAACACACUCUACUCUGAGGUCAAUUUUGUCAGAGAAGGGUGUGGUGAGGAUAAAAUAUGCCAGAGCAACCUUCAACUCUCCUAUCAGUUUGGCACAAAAGCACCCAUUUCAAAUGCCUUUAUUCCUCUGCCACGAGACGAGUCUGAUGUGCCAGUGUUCUCUCUGUCGGAUCAGAGGUCAGUAGUGCUGGAGGUCACGGUGACUAACAUGCCAUCUGACCCGGAAAACCCACAGGAAGAUGGAGAUGAUGCCCAUGCCACCCAGCUACUGGUGUCUCUGCCCAACACGCUUUCAUACUCUGGACUCAUGGGGCAGCAGGUAUUGUGUGAAGUUAAUCAGAACGGCUCUCAGGCGCUGUGUGAACUGGGCAAUCCGCUGAAAAGAGAAGCGACGGUCAAAUUUUAUCUUGUUCUGAGCACUUCUGGGAUCACUAUAGAAACAACGUCACUGUCCGUUCAUCUUGCACUGUCUACGAUAAGUGAGCAGCCUGCUUUGGUCCCCGUCACGGCGUAUGCGCGAAUGGUGAUCGAGCUUCCUCUGGUGCUUAGCGGACUGGCUCGCCCCCAUCAGCUGUUCUUCAGCGGAGCAGUGAGGGGAGAGAGCGCUAUGACAUCACUGCAGGACGUUGGCAGCGCAGUGGACUACGAAUUCAUUGUGUCUAAUACUGGGCAGUCUCUCCAAACUUUUGGCUCGGCCUCUCUGAACAUCCUGUGGCCGUACGAGCUGAUCAAUAGGAAGUGGCUGUUGUAUCCGAGUGCUCUGCAGGUGGACGGCCAGCCUCACACUCACUGUGAACCCCAGUCAGCGCUCAACCCUCUGCGCCUGGACCUCGACCAGCCGCCGCAGACCGAAAACCUUAAGGGCAGCAGAAAGGUGCGCUCGCAUCUGGACACCAAAGAAGACCUUAUUCCCAAAAGCCCAGUAGGAAAAAUCACUCCAGCUGUUUCUGCAUCUGAGAGAAGGAAGUCUCUCACACUGGAUUGUUUACUAGGCUCUGCACGCUGUCUGCUCUUCCAGUGUCCUCUACUCUCAUUCUCCAGCUCGAUCCAUUUCAGGAUCCGAGCGCACAUGUGGAACAGCACUUUCAUUGAGGAGUUUCCAUCUGUCAGUGCUGUGGAGCUGCUGGUCAGAGCCAAUAUCACCAUAAAAUCCAACAUUAGACACCUGGUGCUGAAGGACGCUGCUACACAGGUGUCAGUGAUGAUUUACCCAGAGCACGGGCUCUCAGACCAGCACAGCAUCCCAUGGUGGAUCAUUCUCAUUGCUGUCCUGGCUGGAAUUAUUGUUCUCGCGCUGCUCGUGUGUUUACUGUGGAAGUGUGGUUUCUUCCAAAGGGUUCGGUAUAAAGAUAAAGUGCCCCAGUAUAAGGCUGUGAAGAUCCUGCGGCAAGAGAAACAGUUUCAGGACAAGACUUUUAUUUUGCACAAAAAACAAUGGGCUACCCACUGGAGUGAUGGGACAAUCUAAUCUAAUAUGCAUCCUUUUGUCCUCAGCAACAUGUACGCUAACCAGAGAAUGCAGUGGACUCGCACUGACCUUAAACAUACACAGCAACAGAUUUUUAUUCAGCAUUUUAUAAGUUGCAUUUUUCAUUGCUCUGCAGAUUGAAAGAAACUUUCAGAAGGACAGCUGGAUCUAGCUGGAGAUAGACCGUAUAUAAAUGGAAA